CACGAGACUGCCGUAAGCGAUUCGUCUAUGUUCCCCCUCUUCUCUUCUCUAUCUGCUGCUGCUGCCGCUGCCGUUGACCGGCCGAAUAGGCUGUAGGUAUGGGUGUGGCGAAGGACUGCGUUGGUCGCAGUGGGGGAGUUGAAGCGGCCGUCGACGAUCGCUGCUCUCCGGGGUCGGCGGCAGGGGCAUGGCCGGGGAACUCCAACUGGUGGCCGCCGGGGUUCCGGUUCCACCCCACCGACGAGGAGAUUGUCCUCUACUAUCUCAAGCGCAAGAUCUGCGGACGCCGCUUCAGGCUCGCCAUGAUCGGCGACGUCGACGUCUACAAGUGGGAGCCAUGGGAACUCCCUGACAAAUCAGAGUUGAAGAGUGGCGAUAAGCAGUGGUAUUUCUUCAGCCCGAGGGAUAGGAAGUAUCCAAAUGGGUCGAGAUCGAAUCGGGCCACCAAAUGUGGCUACUGGAAGACUACCGGAAAGGACCGGACCAUCUCUCAGAACUCCAAGGCUAUGGGGAACAAGAAAACACUUGUCUACUACCAUGGACGCGCGCCCAAGGGAGAACGCACCAACUGGGUGAUGCAUGAGUACACCUUGGAUGAGCAGGUGUUUUUAAGCUGCAACAAUGUGCAGGAUUGCUAUGCUCUCUACAAGGUGUUCAGGAAGAGUGGUCCUGGUCCUAAGAAUGGGGAGCAGUAUGGAGCACCCUUCAGGGAAGAGGAGUGGGAUGAUGAUGUAGUGGAUGAGAUCUUCAGGAGCCAGGAUAACAGUGAAUUACCAACGAAUCCGUGGAACACUGAAGUACCAACAAUCGAGCCUCUCCAUGAUCUGGUCUCUGCUGGCACAUCAUGCGAUGCUGGGAGCAAUCAACUAGUGGAUGAGUUAGAGGAUAUUUUGCUAGAAUUGUCUAAUGAGCAGAACAUGGUUGGCCAGUAUUCAGAACAUUCCGCAUAUGUUUCAGAGGUUAAUGUUGAAACAGAAAUUGGAAAGCACAAUUUUUGCCCAUCCUUAACGAAAGCUACUUCUUUUGAGAACAGUGGCAUUUGUUAUGAGCUGAGCACUUCAGACACAAAGUUUCAAGUCACACAACCAGAUUCUGCUUGUGUUCAGCCUGUUGAAGAUCCUGAGAUGACUUCAUUAACCUCUAACACCCAACAGAUUCUAGGGCAGGCAGAUGAGGAGUUUUUAGAAAUCAAAGAUUUCAAUGACCCAGAAUCCAUCAUGUGGAGUUGGAACGAUUUGAAUAACAGGGACCAGAUCGAUGGCCCUAACGAGUUAUAUGAUUCUUAUGACUAUUUUGAUGCCCCUGUGGCUUUCUCUGAUGAUUUUGACUCUCUGGGCCUUGCAGCACCAAUUUCAUACCUUGAUGGUUUUGGUGGUGAUGAAGCACUAGAUGAGUCAUACCACGUAUCAACUGAACUUUGGGGACAUAAUCAGGGUUUCGGUGCCUCAAAUGCGGACCCAAACCAGGUCUUCAUGACAUCACCAGCUUCAGGUGCUGCAUAUGCUUCUACAUCAUCCAAUAUGGAGAUGGUCCAACGGCAAAACAGCACCUCAGAAUCGUGGUUCAGUUCUGCACUCUCAACCUUGUUGGAUUCAGUACCAAGCCGUCCUGCGCUGGCAUCAGAGAAUACCUUCAUUAGCAGGGCAUUUGAACGAGUAUCGAGUUUUAGAGCAGGGCAGGUUGGAGUUCAUGGUCCAAACGCCACCGCAGAUGGGCACCAUGCUACAUCGGGAAGAAGGGGAGGCCGCAAUGGGGGGAUCCUUUUCAUCUCAUUCCUGGUGGGACUUGGUGCUGUGUUCUGGGUUUUGACUGCUGGAGCUGUAGUGAAAGUAUUCAGUGCUUUUUUGGCCAGGUUCAAUUCCUCCUGAAUAUGUAAAAUUGACAUGAACAAGAGUUCCUUGUUCAUUAUUCUGGUUUCAAGUAUCCUAAUUUUGUUGAUAUCAAUCUUUGUAUGUUUUCGAGUAUGUACAAUUGUAAAGGCUAGAUACUAUUGCAGCACUUACAAUGGGAUUCUUCUUCAGAGAGAACUUCCAUUGAAUUAACCUUG
Molecule: messenger RNA, 2047 nt
Organism: Musa acuminata subsp. malaccensis (wild Malaysian banana)
Lineage: Eukaryota; Viridiplantae; Streptophyta; Magnoliopsida; Zingiberales; Musaceae
Product: NAC domain-containing protein 17
Biological process (GO): regulation of DNA-templated transcription
Molecular function (GO): DNA binding
Source: RefSeq, a predicted model, not a curated record